This is a messenger RNA of Symbiodinium necroappetens, 1708 nucleotides long. The record is from the annotation of a GenBank genome assembly. NCBI's taxonomy places the organism in Eukaryota, Dinophyceae, Suessiales, Symbiodiniaceae.
GCUGCUGAAGAUGCCGAUGAACCGGAAGGCAUCAGCAUUCAGAUGCCGGGCCUCCUUGAGGAUCAGUUUGCGCGGCUGCGGGAGGGCCUUGAAGCAGAUGUUACGAGUAUCUUGGUCCGCCUGGCGGCCAUUGAGGAGGCCCUCGGGCUUCCGAAGGCAAGCCAGGCAGAGAUUCCGGAGGCCAAGCAGUCUUCCCUGGAGGUGACGACGGGAGCAGGGGGUCUUAGCCCCGCUGAUCAAGAGCCGGGGGAUCUUACCGAAGUCUGCUUCGAGGCUAGCACAUGGAGCGUUCCACUACUGAUUGGAUUGGUUGAUGCGGGCUGGUUCGACCAUGCCUUUGCGAUCAUACUAGUUUUGCUGAACCUUUUUAUGCAGGUUGCUUUCACCUGGGUUCUUCUCUCGGAAGGGUUCAUGGGCGACGGAUUGGAGAAGGAGAUUGACAGCGCCAAGAUCUGGCGUACAAGUGUAGCGCACGAUGCCAAGUAUCUGGACCUAUCAUCCACCAGCUUGGUAUCCAGAGUUUGCAAUGGUGACUCAGCACUAAUUCUGUCCACAACCCAAGCGAUACUCGUCAAUCACAUUAACAGCUUCCUCGGCCUGGAGAAAACGCAGAUUGAGUACCCCUUUUGGCAACCGGGUAUGCUUCUAUGUCUCCUUUGUAUUGUCUUUUGGAGCUUGUGCAUCUACCAGGAGUUUCGCAAGAUUUGGCAGCAGCUAGAGGCGACGAUUGAGAUUCCCAAGUCACAUCUCUCUGUGUUCCGCAACAACUCCUUUCAGAGCUUAUCUUGGUCUCGCUUUGUUGUGUUGCUCAUCAUUUACUUGGUUCGGGCAGUGAUCGCGUCUCUCUUGAUGGGGGCAGGAAUUCUUUGGCUGGCUCGAACAACAAGCAUCGAGGAGUUGAUGCUGAACGCAGUGGCCCUCAAUGCCGUUUUAGACGUUGAUGAAUUCCUAUUCGAGGGCAUGGCCCCCAUAAAGAUCCGUCAGAGAAUACAUCGACUUGAGCCGGUACAAGUCAGCUACAGCCGGUGCCGAAGCCAGUUCGAAUCCCUAGUGCACUUCGUCUCUCUGGUUGCUCUUAUUCUUGUGGUCUAUUUCUCUUUGCUGGUUCCUUUGGGUGAUACGAUGCUGAAGGUGAAGAACGAGCUGUGUGGUGGAACACAGACAUUCAUUGUCCGCUACAAUGAAGACACCCAGAUACCAUACGGUCUGUCUACGACGGCAUCCCGCGAUUAUGGCAGCCUUUCGCCCGUUGAGCUUGCUGUUUUCUCUCACAAAGCCAACUCACCGGAGAGCAUGCCGGAUGCAUCCGGUUCCACCUACAUCCUCUUUUCUGCGAACAAGGCCCUGUUUGAAGAAGAAAGCACUCGCAACAUGGCGGAGCAAGCCUCAAAUGCCCAGUUCUGUGUUGAGGUGCAUGCGCUGAACCAAGGAGGUAUGUUCAGCACGGACAUAGAGACGCAACUCUUGGCCAGACGGCUUUUGAAUAAUGCAGCUACAAGUGUAGGACGUUCUGGUGCUUCAAGCUGCGGCGAGCUGAGCGAUCUCUGUAACUUGGCCGAGUCUCGCCUGCUGCGCUGGGUGUGCGCUGACACUUGCGGGCCUGUUUCGACCACUUGCAUCACUUUGCCCACAGAGUUGUCGCUGUUCUGCAUUGCCGUUCGAGAGCACAUGCCCCGCAAGCUGCCGGGCGUCCAACCGAUCUUCUUAA